This is a messenger RNA of Apus apus (common swift), 2876 nucleotides long. RefSeq names its product SLX4 interacting protein (gene SLX4IP). The coding region runs from base 360 to 1904 and encodes 514 amino acids. The transcript is spliced from 10 exons. Lineage: Eukaryota; Metazoa; Chordata; Aves; Apodiformes; Apodidae. The record is from RefSeq and is a predicted model, not a curated record.
CGGCGGGUUUGAAAGGAGUUGCCGCUUUCCGUUUUCCCUUCCUGCCUCACUCCUCUCGCAGUCACGGCGCGUUACUUCUUUAUGCUCCGGUCUGAGCCUUCCUGCAGCUUGUCCUGUCCGAGCCGAGUUCAAGGAAACUUGCCGGACCUCAAUUUUUUUCUUAGCUCUGCUGUUCUGCACCGUUUCUGUAUUCACUCUUCUCUCCCCUGCUCCUCCAGUCGCCGUCGAGAAUAUCUUGUAUAAUACGAGCGUGUUAAUGUGUCCACCUCUCCCCAUGCAUCGUAAAGGCACCCAAAAAUGGGCAGGGUGUGAACAGGUUCCAGCUGUUAAGUUAGAAGUUGCUGUAUUUUCCAGUGGGCAUGUGUAGAAGGAGUUUUCCAUUCCUUAUUCCUGCUGAAUUCCAAAUUCCUUCACCACAAGAAGCUGCUUCUUUCCUAAGAGGAUUUCUGCCUCCCAGCAGUCCUUCUUCCAUCAAUUGUAGCAGACUUGUUGCAACAGUAGUAUUCUGGAUGGCAAAUUGUUACAAAAAGGAGAUUGGUGAUGCCACAGGACCAGCUUACACUGACAUGGCAUCCAACAAAUUUGUCAUUAAGUGUGGGAACUUUGCUGUUUUGGUGGAUGUUCAUAUUUUGCCUCAAGGCUCCAGUAAAGACACCAGCUGGUUUUCAGAUCAUGAGAAAGAGGAGGUCUGCAUGCUGUUAGAAGAAGUUGUUGCUUCAAGGGUCAAACAUUACUUGGAAGCACCUAAACAGCGUGGUCAGUGGAAAUCAAUGGAUCAUGCACCAUCUGGUCCUUUGUUUCUUACCGCCAACAGUUUUCACAUUACUGCCUACUUUAUGAAGAGAUGGGUUAAUCUUCGUUGUGCUCUAGGGAAACGUUAUCGUGAGCUACGUGUGUUUCCAGACAGAUUUAUAGUUUGUGUCAGUAAACUUGAAUCUAAUCCAAGUGCUUGGACAUGUGAAAAUGGUGUAUUGAAAGAAGAACUUUCCAAUGGGACAUCUGAAUAUUUUACUGAAUCUGCUGAGAACAAGAAGCUUAAGAUGAGUCUGAAUGAACAAAUAAAGCAAGACGUCUUGAAAGAAAUUGCGAAAAGGACAAAAGCAAGUAAAAGCAGCACAAGCAAACCUCAAAUCAGCAAGGACUCCAAGGAAGUGGCUCUUGGCUCAGUGGACUCACAGACAGGGAACAGAAAGAAGGACUGUCAAACUGCUUUCAGUCCUCAAUCUGAAGUGAAAUGUAGGAGUAUAGACCUGCUAAAGGACUGCAUAAAUACAGCUGAGAGCAACUUGGAGCUUCCUGGUUUAGCGCUGGAAAACUAUGUUAAUCAGAGACAGCCGGAUAAUGUUAGCAGCCAGCAAAAACCUCACUGUGUGGAGCAGUUGAAGAUGAGUCUUCUAAGCGAGAACCCCCCUUGUAGCUCUGAGUCAGCACUGCUAGGUCCAAAACAAAGUCGGAAAGUGAUGAAAACACAGGCUCAGCAAAAGAGCUGUGGUGCAGAAGAAAAGUCAGAGCAUUUGAAAAAAAUAUCCUCUGAAGAAGGGACUUCUUCAAUUUCUAGCAAUACCAAAAUGAGUAAGCUUGAUGAUGAUUGUUCAGGUCUAUUCCUGGAGAAGAAGACCCCACUUAAUUCCAGGUUGUUUUCUAAACAAGACAUGGUAAAGACUGUGUCUGAUGAGGAGUCACUAACUUUGGGAAAACACCUCUCCCAGCCUCUUUCUGAGAGGAGCAACAUAGUGCAGACAAGACAAAAUGAGCCAAGCACAACUGCUGAGGAAUUGCCUGUGAUGCCAUCAUCUUGUUUAGAACUGCAGCCUAUGUCUUCGGUGAAGCUUAGCCAAAAAAGAAAACAAGAAGCUGAAAAUGGUCUCAGGAAAUUAAAACUGCGAAGGCUUAAGAAGUCAUAAAAUCAAAAAUACUAUUGUGAUGGCAUGGCUGGACAGCCUCAUUUGUCUUUGGAAAGCAUAUGCAAAAAGUAGGAAGCAAUUAAAAAUAAUGAAAAAGUCAAAAUUAGAUAAAACUCUUUAAAGAAAAUUCAGUUAACUAAGUUUCUAACUCAUUUGGAAGUAUAAUAGAGAUGAUUCUGUUAAGUCUUUAGGAAGUAGACAUUAAUAUUGUACAAACCAGUUGUAGUAUUUGUAGAAAGAAGAAUCUCUUAUGAAAUAAUAUUUACUAAGCAAAAUUUUAGAUCUGUGUAUGUUUUAUUGCUGUUAAAAAGUCAUAUUAGCUGAUGACAGCAAAAGUUAAAACCACUUGAUCUGUUAGCAGCUGCAGUUAGUGUUUUGCUUGUUUCAGAACAGAGUUUAUUUUAGUAAAAAUUAAUCCUUUCUCUCUCUGUGUCAGGAAGUUUAUGGUUUAUUCACAUGAUCUUUACAACAAUAAGGAGAAUUGAGCUUAUUUAAAAUAGAUCUUCAUCCAGGAUUUAAUGAUGCUGAUAAUUUCAGGCCCACCUUUUCACUUGUGUUUCAAAAUAACUUCAAUUUCUGCUUGCGCAGUUUUGGUACAAACAUUUAUUUCUUACCCAUGUUGUGGAUAGAAGUGAUCAAGGUCUUUGGAAGAAGGAAGAUUAGCUUUAUACAUGCAGUCACCUGGAUGUGCAAAUAUGGAUUACUAUUGGGGAAAGUUCAUACAUAAACAUACCUACACUUCUUUAUGCAUUCAUGUUUCAAAAUCAGGCCUUGUUUGCAUGCAAGGACUGUUCUUCAUGUGUUAGCAAUACCCAAGUUCUUAUUUUAAGACAGAGGUAAUUUUUAAUUACACAGGGCUUUUUAAUACUGCUUUUGUAAAUUGUAUGAUAAUACUCUGAGGAUAUGCAACUUUUUAUUCCAUACUUAUCUUUUUAAAAUGUUUAAAAUAAAAUUAUAAGAAAUUUUCUUUCA